This is a messenger RNA of Rhinichthys klamathensis goyatoka, 2853 nucleotides long. RefSeq names its product protein kinase C, delta a (gene prkcda). The transcript is spliced from 17 exons. The record is from RefSeq and is a predicted model, not a curated record. Gene Ontology annotation, biological process: protein phosphorylation. Gene Ontology annotation, molecular function: diacylglycerol-dependent serine/threonine kinase activity; ATP binding. The coding region runs from base 34 to 2091 and encodes 685 amino acids. NCBI's taxonomy places the organism in Eukaryota, Metazoa, Chordata, Actinopteri, Cypriniformes, Leuciscidae.
UGUCUUUUUUUAGGCUGUGCCUGAGGGGUUGCCAUGGCCCCUUUCCUGAGAAUUGCGUUUAAUGCCUAUGAUCUUGGCACAUUCCCGCCAAUGGUUGAGGCACCAUUCUGUGCCGUCAAAAUGAAGGAAGCUCUCAGCACUGAACGAGGAAAAACAUUGAUCCAGAAGAAGCCCACCAUGUAUCCUGCUUGGCGAUCCAAUUUUGAUGCACAUAUUUAUGAGGGACGUGUGAUACAAAUACUACUCAUGAGAACUGCAGAAGAACCUUUAGCAGAUGUUACUGUGGGUGUGUCUGUGUUGGCAGAAAGAUGCAAGAAGGCAAACGGACGUGCAGAAUUUUGGGUUGAUUUGCAGCCUUCAGGGAAAGUUAUGAUGUCUGCACAGUUCUUUUUGGAUGAUUUAGAUACAGAGAGUCAUCAGUCAGUAGUGACAGAAGACGAGGCACCAACUCUCACUCGUCGUCGUGGAGCGAUUAAACAGGCUAAGAUUCACUUCAUCAAAAACCAUGAGUUCAUCGCCACCUUCUUCAGACAGCCCACCUUCUGCUCUGUCUGUAGAGAUUUUGUUUGGGGUCUCAACAAGCAAGGUUACAAGUGCAGACAAUGCAAUGCUGCCAUUCACAAGAAGUGUAUUGAUAAAAUUAUUGGAAGGUGCACCGGCACUGCAACCAAUAGUCGAGACACCAUGUUUCAGAAGGAGCGUUUUAAGAUUGACAUGCCACAUCGCUUUAAGAACAACAACUACAUGAGUCCAACCUUUUGUGACCAUUGCGGCAGUCUGCUGUGGGGUCUUGUCAAACAGGGCCUCAAAUGCGAGGAUUGUUCCAUGAAUGUCCAUCAUAAGUGCCAGACUAAAGUGGCUAAUUUGUGUGGCAUCAACCAGAAACUACUGGCAGAGGCUCUUACUCAAGUCUCAAUUAAAUCCACCAAGCGACCUGAAAGCAACUCACAGAGCAACUCGCAGGAUGUUGCUGUUUACCAGGAUUUUAACAAAAGUCCAGGAUCUGAUGUUAAUGAUGGGGCUCCUUAUGGUCGUCUAUGGGAGGGUUUGAGUCCUCGCCCCCCCUCUCGAUUCACCCACCAAACACGUAUCACUGCUGAGCAUUUCAUUUUCCAUAAAGUCCUGGGCAAGGGAAGCUUUGGCAAGGUGCUUUUGGCUGAGCUAAAGGGCUCUGGUGAAUGGUUUGCGGUGAAGGCACUGAAGAAGGAUGUGGUGUUGAUGGAUGAUGAUGUGGAGUGCACCAUGGUAGAAAAACGAGUGCUGGCUCUCGCCUGGGACAAUCCGUUUCUUACGCACCUCUACUCCACUUUUCAGACCAAGGAGCACUUAUUCUUUGUGAUGGAGUAUCUGAAUGGAGGAGACCUGAUGUUUCAUAUACAGGAAAAGGGGCGUUUUGAUCUGUACAGAACCACGUUCUAUGCAGCUGAAAUAGUGUGUGGCCUGCAGUUUCUCCAUUCCAAAGGCAUUAUUUACAGGGAUCUCAAGCUGGAUAAUGUGAUGUUAGAUGGAGACGGUCACAUAAAAAUAGCUGAUUUUGGAAUGUGUAAGGAAAACGUGUUUGGGGACAAUCGAGCCACUACCUUUUGUGGAACUCCAGAUUAUAUCGCUCCUGAGAUUCUGCUGGGUCAUCAGUACUCAUUCUCAGUAGACUGGUGGUCAUUUGGCGUGCUCGUGUAUGAGAUGUUGAUUGGUCAAUCUCCAUUCCACGGUGACGACGAGGACGAGCUGUUUGAAUCGAUCCGAAUGGACACACCUCAUUAUCCCCGUUGGAUCACAGCGGAUACUAGAGAGAUGCUAGAAAGGCUGUUUGACCGCAAUCCGUCAAGCCGUUUAGGGAUUGUGGGUAAUAUACGAGGCCACCAAUUUUUCAAGACUGUCAACUGGCCUGCUCUAGAAAGUAAAGAAGUUGAGCCCCCCUUCAAACCAAAAGUGAAAGCUCCAAAUGACUGCAGUAACUUCGACCGGGAGUUUUUGAGUGAGAAACCUCGUCUCUCACACUGCGAGAAAGGCCUGAUCGAUUCCAUGGACCAGAGCGCUUUUGCUGGCUUCUCAUUCAUUAAUCCAAAAAUGGAGCAUCUUUUACAAAAGUGACCCAUUUAUAAUGGGGUCAAAAAAAUCUGUUAUGUUCAUGUGAUCACAGUAUUGAGCCAGUUUAUUGCUCUAACCAAACCAACCAUGAGCACUCUCCCAACUCUUCCUUUAAAAGAUCUGAACUCUAACCUUGUAAGACAAGACAGGCUGUCAGUGAGCUUCUAAUGGAGCCUUUUUAUAACCUAAUAUACAUUUCAAUCUAAAUGCAAUUUUUAACCUGUCCUUACAAAUUUAGGAUGUCUAAAAAUAACUUGGGUUAGUACUAACUGGGUUAGUACAAAGUUGACGGUUGAAUGCAGGGAGUGUGUUGUUCUGUUUGGGUGAAGAGCAAUUUAAAGAAGUGUACAGAAACAAAAUAGGUCAGAGAUUAUAUACAAGUAUUGUUUAAAUCAAUAUGUGCAUGCUAUAUUCAUAAUUACCUUGUGAAUUUCUGCAAUGAUCUGUGUCUGUUCCGUGAGUGUGUGUGUGUGUAUUAAUUGUUUGCACAAAGGAUUGACCAGAACAUGUUGAAUAUGUGCUUUGUAAGUGUUAAAUGAAUAUAUUGUGUUUUAAUUAGGAAAUUUGUAUAUCUGGUACAGAAACAUAGCUAUCUUAGCUCUAAUAGUGUCAUCAGUUUGUGUAUUUUAGUGUGUAUAUUGUUGCAUUUAAGGUGUUUUUAUAAGAUCCACUCAUUAAGAGACCACAUGAUCAAAUUCAGUACAUGACUCUGUCUUAGGAUGAGACACUUAACAGGGUCUAAUAAACAUUUUGAUGGUGAAUAAA